CCCCCCCCCCCCAAAAAAAAAACGAAAACCCCUCACAGAUGGAGCUUGCUGAUUUCUCAUGUCAUGUAUGUGAGGUGUAGGCAGAGACAAAAGAGCAAUGCUUCGGUUUUGCUUUUGUUGUCUUCCUUGAACCUGCAGACUAAGACAAAGUUUCCAUUCAAACUUAAAUGGUUUCAGCAGCCAGUUUUUGGGGUUUUCCGGGCAUCUCAAAGAAGUCCCCGGACGCGGUAGCAAGGUUGGUUCUUUUGUGAUGAUCCUUUUCUGGGUAGUGCAAUAAACCCAUACCCUCCUGCUUGGUGGUGGUUUUUUGGAUUCAAAUGGAGCUAAUGCAGCCUGAAAGGUACCGUCUAGCCUGUGCCCAGAGCCAUUUAUGAAGGAGUUAAGGUAGCUUUGGAGCUUUGAAUUGGGGAUUUUUUAGGUUGGAUUAAGUCCUCUCAGUCUUAUAUCUCUGUCUUGAGAGAUCUUGUUAUUUCUCAAAUGGGUCUCGGCUUGUUUGGUUACGUCCUGGUUUUGGCCAUUUGCACUAGGCCUUUGGCUUCUCAACAGCCAAACACGGACGGGUCUUUUGUGUCUGAAUUCUUGCGGAAGAUGGGUCUCGCUUCUUCGCAUGUCUACGACUUCUCUUCUCCUGUUUGCUCAUGGCAGGGAGUUUUCUGUGAUGCCGAACAAAAGAAUGUCGUCAAGUUUCUAGCUCCCGGUUUGGGUCUCUCUGGUCCUAUUCCUGAUACUACCCUGGGGAAGCUUAGCAAGCUCCAGACUUUGGAUCUUAGCAACAACAAAAUCACUGGGUUGGCUUCAGAUUUCUGGAGUUUAGGCUCACUUAAGAGCCUAAACCUCUCCUCCAACCAGAUUUCUGGGUCUCUCUCGAGCAACAUUGGCAACUUUGGUUCACUUGAAGUUAUUGAUGUUUCUGGCAACAAUUUCUCGGGUGAAAUUCCUGCAGCUAUAGGCUCUCUUCAGAGUCUUCAAGUCCUCAAACUAGAUGGGAAUGGGUUUCAAUGGAGCAUUCCACCCAGCAUUCUGAGUUGUCAGUCUCUUGUCCUCAUUGACCUUUCAUCAAAUCAGCUAAAUGGGUCUCUUCCUAAUGUCUUCGGUGCCGCAUUCCCCAAUCUCAAAACCUUGAACCUAGCAAACAAUGAGAUUCAUGGGCAUGACGUGGAUUUCUCAGGGCUGAAAUCGAUCACCACUCUCAACAUUUCCCAGAAUUCGUUUCAAGGAUCGGUGCUCGGUGCCUUCCAGGAGAUGUUGCAGAUUGUUGACCUGAGCAAGAACCAGUUCCAAGGUCACAUUUCUCAGGUACGGUUCAAUUCCACCUAUAACUGGUCCAAUCUGGUUUAUCUAGAUUUGUCAGAGAAUCAGCUCAGCGGAGAGAUUUUACACAGUUUGAAUGAAUCCCGGAACCUUAGAUACCUAAAUCUUGCACAUAAUAGAUUUACCAGGCGGGAGUUCCCAAGAAUUGAAGUCCUCUCUGGUUUAGAAUAUCUUAAUUUGUCCAAGACGAGCCUCACUGGUCACAUUCCCGGUGAAAUCUCGGAGUUGAGUCAUUUGAAGACACUCGAUCUCUCUGAGAAUCAUCUCAGUGGCCAAAUCCCCCUUCUUAGCGUUCAAGGCCUCCAAAACCUCGAUGUUUCUCAAAAUAAUUUGACCGGAGAAAUCCCGAUGUCGCUCUUGGAUAAGCUCCCUCGGAUGGAGCGAUACAACUUCUCUUACAACAACUUAACCUUCUGUGCAAAUGGAAUUUCCCCAGAAAACCUCCAAAAUGCCUUCUUGGGGUCAACGAAUAGCUGCCCCAUUGCUGCCAACCCAGCAUUCUUUAAAAGAAAAGCUCCCCGAGAUAAGGGACUCAAGCUUGCGCUUGCUUUAUCCCUCUCAAUGGUCUGUUUGCUUGCUGGACUGCUAUUUCUGGCCUUCGGUUGCAGAAGAAAAACAAAACUGUGGGCUGUAAAACAGACCUCAUACAAGGAAGAGCAACAGAUUUCGGGCCCUUUCUCGUUUCAAACCGAUUCAACCACAUGGGUAGCCGAUGUAAAGCAAGCCACAUCAGUCUCGGUUGUAAUAUUUGAGAAGCCUUUGUUGAAUAUCACAUUUGCCGACCUCUUGUCUGCAACAUCAAAUUUUGACCGCGGCACCCUUUUGGCCGAGGGAAAGUUUGGGCCUGUGUACAGGGGAUUCCUGCCCGGUGGAAUCCAUGUAGCUGUCAAAGUUUUGGUUCAUGGAUCCACAUUGACCGAUCAAGAUGUGGCCAAGGAGCUUGAGUAUCUUGGCCGGAUCAAACACCCGAAUCUUGUCCCGCUAACUGGAUACUGCUUAGCCGGGGAUCAAAGGAUUGCUAUAUAUGAUUACAUGGAGAACGGGAACUUGCAGAACUUGCUUCACGACUUGCCACUGGGUGUUCAGACGACAGAGGACUGGAGCACGGAUACGUGGGAGGACGACGAGAAUAAUGGCAUUCAAAAUGUCGGAUCUGAAGCACUAUUGACCACUUGGAGAUUUCGACACAAAAUAGCCCUUGGCACUGCGAGAGCUCUCGCAUUUCUACACCACGGGUGCUUCCCUUCGAUAAUACAUCGGGAUGUUAAAGCUAGUAGUGUUUACCUCGACUACAACUUGGAACCGAGAUUAUCUGAUUUUGGGUUGGCUAAGGUGUUUGGAAAUGGAUUGGAUGAAGAAAUUGCUCGCGGGUCACCCGGGUAUGUUCCGCCAGAAUUCUCUGAACCUGGAUAUGAGUCCCCAACAUCGAAAUCCGAUGUAUAUUGCUUUGGCGUGGUUCUUUUUGAGCUCAUUACAGGGAAAAAGCCAAUUGGAGAUGAAUAUCCAGAGGAGAAAGAGGCGAAUUUGGUGAAUUGGGUUAGGGGGUUGGUGAGACAGAGCCAGGGAUCAAGAGCCAUUGAUCCAAAACUUCGCAAUACCGGACCUGAUGACCAGAUGGAAGAAGCCCUUAAGAUCGGCUAUCUCUGCACGGCCAACCUCCCCUCGAAGCGGCCGAGCAUGCAGCAGGUAGUUGGACUUCUUAAAGAUAUCGAGCCAGUCUAGGUGUUUGAUUAAGUGAGGAAAAAACAAGAAACAAAAAGGAAAAAAAAAUUGAAGCUUGAUGUUGGUUUAUUCAUUUUCUCGCUCUGCUCAUGAAUUUGAUGAAUCUCUAGUUCUUCAAGUGCUGCUAAGGUUAAGGAAGGAGUUGUAUAGUAUUCCUGAACUUUCAUGUUUUGGCUACUAAGCCUUCUCUUUUGUUUUAUUUCCGGUAGUAUAGAAGCUUAAUUUAUACAUGGAAGUCCAAUUUUCCCGAC
This is a messenger RNA of Syzygium oleosum, 3284 nucleotides long. RefSeq names its product probable LRR receptor-like serine/threonine-protein kinase At2g24230. Gene Ontology annotation, molecular function: protein kinase activity; ATP binding; protein binding. The record is from RefSeq and is a predicted model, not a curated record. NCBI's taxonomy places the organism in Eukaryota, Viridiplantae, Streptophyta, Magnoliopsida, Myrtales, Myrtaceae. The transcript is spliced from 2 exons. Gene Ontology annotation, biological process: protein phosphorylation. The coding region runs from base 478 to 3033 and encodes 851 amino acids.